Penicillium cosmopolitanum is the source of this 1302-nucleotide messenger RNA. RefSeq names its product alpha/beta hydrolase family protein. The coding region runs from base 1 to 1302 and encodes 433 amino acids. NCBI's taxonomy places the organism in Eukaryota, Fungi, Ascomycota, Eurotiomycetes, Eurotiales, Aspergillaceae. The record is from RefSeq and is a predicted model, not a curated record. The transcript has 3 exons.
AUGCGUUUUGAUCAUACAAUCCUUCUGGGGGCUUUGCUCGCAACGCCUCAAGUGAUAAAUGCGGCAAAUAUCCCCGCGGUCUCAAUCACAAACUCCACUACAUCCAUGUACCAGCUUAGCACCGACUCCGAAUUCGCCUUCGUACUCGAAACUUUUCUCUCUCUAGCCAACGGAGGUGGGGCUGCAACCGGCGAAGUGCUUCGUUCUGCAGCUCGAAUUGCCCCCGGCAACUUUGAGAGCUGGUACAAAGAAUGGAAGUUCAUGGCAGACGCAAUAGCUUCCCAAGGCGAUGCCGUCAAUGCUACGAAAUUUCCAAUCUCAGCUCAACAAGCAUACUUCCGCGCAGCUUCAUACUACAGGGCAGCCGAUUUCUUCCUGCAUGGCAAUGCUUCGGAUCCACGUAUUCUGACUCUGUGGGCCUCUAUGCUGAAGCGAUAUGAUGCAGCUGCCAAGCUUCUGCCAAAUCCACCCGAGAAAGUCGAGUUACAGGGAACAGGCUUCAAGAUUCCUGUAUACUUCUACCAGGCACCUCAAUCAUCCGGGGUCAAUCAAUCACAGAAGAUACCGACUCUAAUUAUUGGUAACGGCUAUGAUGGGGCGCAACAAGAUCUCUACCACCAGUUCGGACAGCAGGUCCUGAGUCGGGGUUGGAAUUUCGUCACUUACGAAGGUCCCGGUCAGGCGACCGUUCGCCGAGAACAAAACAUUGGCUUUAUUCCUCAGUGGUGGGAAUCCGUUACACCGGUCAUUGACUGGCUUCGUGAAAGAGACGAUGUCGAUAUUGAUCGCAUUGCUUUGCAAGGUGAGCACAGAAUUGCCGCACUGAUCGCCCUCGACGGCCUUCUUAGCCUGAAAAAUGCCACCCUGAAGAAGUUUCCCGAGCCACUUGUUAAACUAUAUGAGAGUGGGAACAAAAGUAAAUUUGACGACGCGAUUCUCUCCGCGCUAAACAAGAAAAGCACCACGACCGAGUUCAAAUGGGGUGUUGAGCAAGGCACGUGGGCUUUCAACGUCGCCAGCCCUUUUGACUGGAUUUACAAGAUGGGCGAGAUGGAUUUAUCGCCCGAGAUGCUCAAGAAUAUAUCUUGUCCUGUUUUUGUCGCGUCUGGUCAAGACGAUAGCCUAGCCCCCGGACAACCUGAGAAGAUGGCACGGAUAUUUGGAAAUCAGGCUCAUUAUCAUUCGUUCAAAACUAAUGUUGGGGCCGGAGAGCAUUGCUCGAUUGGUGCUGAGCCUCAGUUGGCAAUGACAGAGUUAGAUUGGUUGGCCAAUGUCUUCGAAAAUGUGACCAAGUCGCCCUGA